CUCUCCGUCGCAAUAUUCUCCUAUCUGGCCCUUCCAAAAAACCCUCCCUUUCCAUCUCUUUUCAAUUGAUCAUACUCCUUUUUGGAACUCCUUUCUUGUCGAUCCGUUCUUUUUGGUUAAAAUUCGUUUUGUUGUAUUUCUCCCACCUUUCCCUCAUCAUGCACUUCUCCACACUUUUCCUGCUACCGCUCCUCGUCGCAGCCGACCAAGCGGCGCUGAAGGACAAGGCCGCCGGAUGGUUCGACAAAGCCAAGUCGUACAUCCCCAGCGCAGUUCCCAACCCCAUCGAUGCCGGCGCGGCGAAGGUCGCAGGAUCCAGUGUUGAACCGAUCAACAUUCGCAACUGGCAGCGCCAGCUGGGCCCGAAACUGGACACCGAGGAAGAAUGGAUGGUCUACAUGACUGGAGGCAACAAGAGUUGUUUCGGUCGAUGCGGCGCGGUCGACUUGACUUGGAAUGAAUCGGUCCCUCUCCUCGUCGCGCUACCAAAGACCGCAGGAUCUCCGCCGUUGCAUCUAGGUUUCGUCGACUGUGACAAGGAGGAGAUUUUGUGUACGGGUUGGGCUGCGACGUUGCCAUCGAUCUAUCACUUCAUGGUGCCGAUCCAGUCGAACCCUCCACCCAAAGUGCCUCUCCACAUCGUCCCACUCAACCUGACCACCACGACCGUCGCCGACAUCGUGUCGAUCCCUUCGAACUCCAAGGCGCGAUACCUCGAGAAGGAAGAGUACACCGGCAUUCUGCACCCAUUUGAUGGAAUCAUGUCCAAGCUCGGCCUUCUCCAGCCUUUCGGAUACCUCAUGUGGGGCUUGAGCACGAUCCCCAGCUGGGUCAUGAUGAUCGGUAUCAGUUUCAUCUCGAGGCAGAUCAUGAGCAGGAGAAUGCAGGGUGGGCAAGCCGGCGUGCCUGCUGCUGCUGGUGCAGCCCAGCCCGCCGCACCUCGACCUGCGCCGGCGGCCGCGGCGCAAGGAGGCGGACGUAAGAAGAAAUGAGUUGAAACCGGGACAGGCAUAGGAGAUGAAAGGUGACGCUGGAUAUCAUACAAAAAAGAAAACGUUGGAUGGGAUAUCGCCGGGCUUCAACUACGCCUGUGGCCCAGACAGUGGGUGGCUUUAUUAGACGUAUACUUGCUUCCUCUUGUCGCAAGAGAUAAAACGUAAUUUGUUCUUGUACAGUACAUGGAGGCUCUCAAAUAUCCAGCAACCAUAGUGCCA
This is a messenger RNA of Exophiala oligosperma, 1214 nucleotides long. RefSeq lists its product as uncharacterized. NCBI's taxonomy places the organism in Eukaryota, Fungi, Ascomycota, Eurotiomycetes, Chaetothyriales, Herpotrichiellaceae. The transcript is spliced from 2 exons. The record is from RefSeq and is a predicted model, not a curated record. Bases 159 to 992 code for a protein of 277 amino acids.